Nerophis lumbriciformis (worm pipefish) is the source of this 14174-nucleotide messenger RNA. RefSeq names its product periaxin (gene prx). Gene Ontology annotation, molecular function: protein binding. Gene Ontology annotation, biological process: peripheral nervous system myelin maintenance; regulation of RNA splicing. Lineage: Eukaryota; Metazoa; Chordata; Actinopteri; Syngnathiformes; Syngnathidae. Gene Ontology annotation, cellular component: nucleus; cytoplasm. The record is from RefSeq and is a predicted model, not a curated record.
AGGUUCAGUACUUUUUGUGGACAGGUUUUGGGCAAUGACAAGAAGACAAUGUGGUCAUUAAAAAGAUGUUCUGAUGCCGCAAUAAUUAGGCUUCGUUGUCCAGUGUUGGGGUCCAACAUCCAGCCCCUCUAAGCCCACCAACAAGGCCGACUAAAGCCUCCAGCGCCAACAACAAUGGAGUUUUGCAGAGACACGCGGCAAACUGCUGACUGUCCUCCACAGCUAAUGCACGUCCAUUCUGUCCUGACACCCCCCACCCACUCCACACACACACACACACACUGAUGAUGUGAGAAUGCAAAGUUCACUGUUCAGAUUUUUUUUACCCUCUCUGCCCUUCUCCCAUCUUUCUGCUCCCCUCCAUCCGUCCUCUGAGCUUGGUCUUUCAGUCGGUGUGAGCCACACUGAGAGCGUCGCAUCAAGCCCACCUUCGGGAUCGCGUCCGCCCACCCCGAGGCUCGAGUGCAGGCAGCUGUGUUGGUGCGCCCCAGCGGCGUCCUCCUGCGGACCAUGUGUGAGUGUCUCCGUGGAAUAUUCAGAGUCACCUGGACACCUUCCUCUGAUGCAGACUCUGACAGAGAAGAGGACGGCCAUGUUUACAGCACGAGCAGAGAUCAAGCUGUGAAAGAUAAGAGGCGGUCUCCCCCCACUGGCCCGCAUCGCAACGCUCGCCACAGCGGCUCUGCGGAGGACCACGAGAGUCCAGAGAGAGUGGAGCAGAAGGAGAAGCUCCAUGCGGAGUUGAAGCAGGUGCUGAGUCAGAAGAGAAGUCACCUGAGAGAGUCCGCCUGUCAACCGGCGCAGCCGGCGAUGGAUCCACAACCUGGCAGCGAGCCCACCGUCGAGGCGGAAGCCUCCAAGCCGCAGGAGAUCGUGGUGGAGACGGAGGCCGAGGCCGGAGCCAGCGGCUACAGCGUGACGGGCGGAGGACAGCAGGGAAUCUUCGUUAAAGACGUCCUCAAAGACUCGCCGGCCGCCAAACAUCUCAGUUUGCAGCAAGGUGACCAGCUGCUGAGCGCCAAAGUGUACUUUGACAACGUGAGGUAUGAAGACGCUCUGAAGAUCCUCCAGUGUGCCGAGCCCUACAAGGUCAGCUUCCUGGUCAAGAGGACCGUCCCAGAAGCAGACAUCAUUGUGAGAACUGGAGUGCCCAUCGUGGAGGUCAAAGGUCCCAAAGCCAAGAUGGCCAAAAUGAGCGUGAAGGGCACCAAAGCAUUCAAGGCCAAGAAGAAGCGAGGUGGCCGCUUCGGUCUGAAGAGGCUGAAGGAGAAGCGUCGGGAGGAGCUGGUCAUCGAGGGAACGCCGCCCAGGCUGGAGAUAAGUGACGUGGAGUUUGCCCUCCCGAUAUUCCAACACAGGAAGGGCGGCCACCUGGACGAGGCAGAAGGUGGCGCUGCAGUGAAGGCAAAGAGGAAAAUCAGGUUUCCUCGCAUUAAGACAAAAACUCACACUGGAGGAAAAGAGGACACUGGACGGCUGGAGGGAGCUGAGAUUCCUGGAGCUAAAGUAAAGAGCAAAGCAAAAGGUCACACGUUUGGAAUUAGCUUUCCACAGACCAAGUCUGGAUCUGUGGAGCUGAAGAAGCCAGACACGAACAUCCAGCCUCCAUCGGUGGAGUUUAGUCUGUCUGCUGGUCAAGAGAAGAAAGGGGCGAUAUUUACUUCCCCUGAUGUAGAAUUUGCUCUUCCUUCCGGCAAAGCUGAGGCUGCUUUGCCCACCAGGAAGGGAAAAGUGGAAAUUAAAGCUCGAAAAGGGAAGGUCGGAGGACUAGAAGCUGAAGCCACUCAGGGAAAAGUUGAAGUAGAGUCAGGAAAAGGAGAUGGUAAACUUAGAAUGCCAAAGAUAAAACUUCCCAAAGUGAGACUCUCACGUCAUUUGAAUGACAACGAUGAUGGUGUCAAGGUAAAAGUUCCUCAAGUAGAAAUGAAAGCAGGAAGUGGGAUAGAAGGACAUGUCAACAAACCAAAAAUACAAGCAGACCUUCCUUCAAUGAACAUGCCUUCCGUGGAUAUUUCUUUACCUAAAGUCAAAGGAAAAGCUGGCAAGGACAUCUCAGUGCCUGACCUGGAGCUGGAUGUUGGCAGACUUCCUGAUGAGGUAGAGGGCACUUUUAAAGGACCGCAAAUUGCUAUGCCCACACUUGAUGUCUCUUUAUCAAAGAUGGGAUCCUCUGAUGGGAAAGUUAAAGGUUCACAAAGUGCAGGGAAGUUCAGUCUGCCUUCUGUAGACGUCUCCCCGCCCAAAGUAAAAGCCGAGACUCGAGACAUAGACAUGGACGUUUACGUCGGCGGAGAUGGGAAGUUCAAACUGCCUAAUUUUAACGUAUCCCUGCCAAACGUCAAACCACAUGAAGGAGAGGUUCGUCUCAAAGGAGCAGAUGUUGAAGGAGGGUUUAAAUUACCCACUGUGGACCAGACUCUUCCCAAAAGCAAAGACCUGGACAUUGACCUUCCCAAAGUUGAAGGAGACUUGGAUAUUGAUGGUUUUAAUGUCAAAGGAGGAACAUUUAAAUUGCCAACAGUGGAUGUUUCGUUGCCAAAAGUAAAUCUUCCAGAAGGUGGUGUUCAAUUAAAAGGUCCAGAACUCAAGGGGGGAAAGCUGGAAAUGUCAGGGGUUGAUGUCUCACUUCCCAAAGGAAAGGUUGAGGGUGACUUUGAUAUUGAAGUUCCUAAGUUCAAAGGAGGAAAGUUCAAAAUGCCAACAUUGGAUGUUUCUUCACCAAAAAUUAAUCUUCCAGAGGGUGGCAUCAAACUAAAAGGUCCAGACUUUGGAGGAAAAAUGGAAAUGCCAGAUGUUGAUGUUUCACUUCCUAAAGGAAAAGUGGAAGGUGACCUUGAUAUUGAAGGUCCAGAGAUGAAGGGAGGAAAGUUUAAAAUGCCAAAGUUUGAUGUUUCCUUACCAAAAGUCAGUCUUCCAGAAGGUGGCAUCAAACUAAAAGGUCCAGCUUUUGGAGGAAAGAUGGAAAUGCCAGGUGUUGAUGUAUCACUUCCUAAAGGAAAACUUGAAGCUGACCUUGAUGUUGAGGGUCCAGAGAUGAAGGGAGGAAAGUUUAAAAUGCCAAAGUUUGAUGUUUCUUUACCAAAAGUCAGUCUUCCAGAAGGUGGCAUCAAACUAAAAGGUCCAGACUUUGGAGGAAAAAUGGAAAUGCCAGAUGUUGAUGUUUCACUUCCUACAGGAAAAGUUGAAGGUGACCUUGAUAUUGAAGGUCCAGAGAUGAAGGGAGGAAAGUUUAAAAUGCCAAAGUUUGAUGUUUCUUUACCAAAAGUCAGUCUUCCAGAAGGUGGCAUCAAACUAAAAGGUCCAGACUUUGGAGGAAAGAUGGAAAUGCCAGGUGUUGAUGUUUCACUUCCUAAAGGAAAACUUGAAGCUGACCUUGAUGUUGAGGGUCCAGAGAUGAAAGGAGGAAAGUUUAAAAUGCCAAAGUUUGAUGUUUCUUUACCAAAAGUCAGUCUUCCAGAAGGUGGCAUCAAACUAAAAGGUCCAGACUUUGGAGGAAAAAUGGAAAUGUCGGAUGUUGAUGUUUCACUUCCUAAAGGAAAGGUUGAAGGUGACCUUGAUAUUGAAGGUCCAGAGAUGAAGGGAGGAAAGUUUAAAAUGCCAAAGUUUGAUGUUUCUUUACCAAAAGUCAGUCUUCCAGAAGGUGGCAUCAAACUAAAAGGUCCAGACUUUGGAGGAAAAAUGGAAAUGCCAGAUGUUGAUGUUUCACUUCCUAAAGGAAAAGUUGAAGGUGACCUUGAUAUUGAAGGUCCAAAGAUGAAGGGAGGAAAGUUUAAAAUGCCAAAGUUUGAUGUUUCUUUACCAAAAGUCUGUCUUCCAGAAGGUGGCAUCAAACUAAAAGGUCCAGACUUUGGAGGAAAAAUGGAAAUGCCAGAUGUUGAUGUUUCUCUUCCUAAAGGAAAAGUUGAAGGUGACCUUGAUAUUGAGGGUCCAGAGAUGAAGGGAGGAAAGUUUAAAAUGCCAAAGUUCGACGUUUCUUUACCAAAAGUCAGUCUUCCAGAAGGUGGCAUCAAACUAAAAGGUCCAGACUUUGGAGGAAAAAUGGAAAUGCCAGAUGUUGAUGUUUCACUUCCUAAAGGAAAACUUGAAGCUGACCUUCAUGUUGAGGGUCCAGAGAUGAAGGGAGGAAAGUUUAAAAUGCCAAAGUUUGAUGUUUCUUUACCAAAAGCCAGUCUUCCAGAAGGUGGCAUCAAACUAAAAGGUCCAGACUUUGGAGGAAAAAUGGAAAUGCCAGAUGUUGAUGUUUCACUUCCUAAAGGAAAAGUUGAAGGUGACCUUGAUAUUGAAGUUCCAGAGAUGAGGGGAGGAAAGUUUAAAAUGCCAAAGUUUGAUGUUUCUUUACCAAAAGUCAGUCUUCCAGAAGGUGGCAUCAAACUAAAAGGUCCAGACUUUGGAGGAAAGAUGGAAAUGCCAGGUGUUGAUGUUUCACUUCCUAAAGGAAAACUUGAAGCUGACCUUGAUGUUGAGGGUCCAGAGAUGAAGGGAGGAAAGUUUAAAAUGCCAAAGUUUGAUGUUUCUUUACCAAAAGUCUGUCUUCCAGAAGGUGGCAUCAAACUAAAAGGUCCAGACUUUGGAGGAAAAAUGGAAAUCCCAGAUGUUGAUGUUUCACUUCCUAAAGGAAAACUUGAAGCUGACCUUGAUGUUGAGGGUCCAGAGAUGAAAGGAGGAAAGUUUAAAAUGCCAAAGUUUGAUGUUUCUUUACCAAAAGUCAGUCUUCCAGAAGGUGGCAUCAAACUAAAAGGUCCAGACUUUGGAGGAAAAAUGGAAAUGUCGGAUGUUGAUGUUUCACUUCCUAAAGGAAAGGUUGAAGGUGACCUUGAUAUUGAAGGUCCAGAGAUGAAGGGAGGAAAGUUUAAAAUGCCAAAGUUUGAUGUUUCUUUACCAAAAGUCAGUCUUCCAGAAGGUGGCAUCAAACUAAAAGGUCCAGACUUUGGAGGAAAAAUGGAAAUGCCAGAUGUUGAUGUUUCACUUCCUAAAGGAAAAGUUGAAGGUGACCUUGAUAUUGAAGGUCCAGAGAUGAAGGGAGGAAAGUUUAAAAUGCCAAAGUUUGAUGUUUCUUUACCAAAAGUCAGUCUUCCAGAGGGUGGCAUCAAACUAAAAGGUCCAGACUUUGGAGGAAAAAUGGAAAUGCCAGAUGUUGAUGUUUCACUUCCUAAAGGAAAACUUGAAGGUGACCUUGAUAUUGAAGGUCCAGAGAUGAAGGGAGGAAAGUUUAAAAUGCCAAAGUUUGAUGUUUCUUUACCAAAAGUCAGUCUUCCAGAAGGUGGCAUCAAACUAAAAGGUCCAGACUUUGGAGGAAAAAUGGAAAUGCCAGAUGUUGAUGUUUCACUUCCUAAAGGAAAAGUUGAAGGUGACCUUGAUAUUGAAGGUCCAGAGAUGAAGGGAGGAACGUUUAAAAUGCCAAAGUUUGAUGUUUCUUUACCAAAAGUCAGUCUUCCAGAAGGUGGCAUCAAACUAAAACGUCCAGACUUUGGAGGAAAAAUGGAAAUGCCAGAUGUUGAUGUUUCACUUCCUAAAGGAAAGGUUGAAGGUGACCUUGAUAUUGAAGGUCCAGAGAUGAAGGGAGGAAAGUUUAAAAUGCCAAAGUUCGACGUUUCUUUACCAAAAGUCAGUCUUCCAGAAGGUGGCAUCAAACUAAAAGGUCCAGACUUUGGAGGAAAAAUGGAAAUGCCAGAUGUUGAUGUUUCACUUCCUAAAGGAAAAGUUGAAGGUGACCUUGAUAUUGAAGGUCCAGAGAUGAAGGGAGGAAAGUUUAAAAUGCCAAAGUUUGAUGUUUCUUUACCAAAAGUCAGUCUUCCAGAAGGUGGCAUCAAACUAAAAGGUCCAGACUUUGGAGGAAAGAUGGAAAUGCCAGAUGUUGAUGUUUCAUUUCCUAAAGGAAAAGCUGAAGGAGACCUUGCUAUUGAAGGCCCUGAUCUCAAAGGAGGAAAGUUAAAAAUGCCAAAAAUGGAUGUUUCUUUACCAAAAGUAAAUCUUCCAGAAGGUGGCAUCAAACUAAAAGGUCCUGAUUUUGAGGGAAGUACGAUUGAAAUGCCAACAUUUGAUGUUUCUUUGCCAAACGUCAAUAUUCCAGAGGGUGGAGUCAAAGUAAAAAGUCACAAACUCAAAGCAGGAAUUAUGGAAAUACCAGAUGUUGAUGUUUCACUUCCCAAAGGAAAAGCAGGAGUAAAAAUGGCAAUUGAAGGACAUGUUGGCAAAGGAGGAAAGUUCCAUAUGCCCUCUGUUGAUAUUUCUUUUCCUAAAAUGAAAACGAAAGGUCCUGGGAUAAACAUUGAGGGUCCUGACAUGAAAAGUGGAACGGUCUCCAUACCAAGAGUUGAUGUUUCACUUCCCAAAGUUGAAGGAGACCUGAAUAUUGACGGUCCUGAUAUCAAAGAAGGAAAAUUCAAAAUGCCGAAGGUUGAUGUUUCUUUACCAAAAGUCAAUCUUCCAGAGGGUGGCAUUAAACUAAAAAGUCCAGAUGUCAAGGUAGGAAAGAUAGGAAUGCCAGAUGUUGAUGUUUCACUUCCUAAAGGAAAAGUUGAAGGUGACCUGGAUAUUGAAGGUCCUGUUGUAAAACCAAAGUUCAGCCUUCCAGAGGGUGGUAUCAAACUGAAAGGUCCAGAGUUCAGUAAUGCAAAUAUUGAGAUGCCUGAUUUAGAUAUUUCACUUCCUAAAGGAAAAGUUAAGGCAGGUGUUGAUCAGGAAGGUCUUGAUAUUAAAGGAAGAAAGUACAAAAUGCCAACAAUUGAUGUUUCCUUGCCAAAAGUAAAUCUUCCAGAGGGUGGUGUUAAAAUAAAAGGUCCUGACUUUGGAGGAAGGAUAGAAAUGCCAGAUGUUGAUGUAUCACUUCCUAAAGGAAAAGCAGAAGGAGAAAUAGGAGUUGAAGGACAUGUUGGCAAAGGAGGAAAGUUCCAUAUGCCCUCUGUUGAUAUUUCUCUUCCUAAAAUGAAAACAAAAGGUCAUGAGAUAAACAUUGAAGGUCCUGACAUGAAAGGUGGAAAGGUCUCCAUACCAAGUGUUGAUGUUUCACUUCCCAAAGUUGAAGGAGACCUGGAUAUUGAAGGUCCUGCUAUCAAAGGAGGAAAGUUCAAAAUGCCAACAUUUGAUGUUUCUUUACCAAAAGUCAAUCUUCCAGAAGGUGGUAUCAAACUAAAAGGUCCAGACCUUAAAGGAGGAACAAUGGAAAUGCCAGAUGUUGAUGUUUCACUUCCCAAAGGAAAAGUUGAAGGAAACUUUGGCAUUGACAGUCCUGACGUCAAAGGAGGGAAGUUCAAAAUGCCAACAUUAGAUGUUUCUAUACCAAAAGUCAAUCUCCCAAAGUUUGAUGCAAGUUUGGAAGGACCAAAUAUCAAAGGAAAACUUGAAAUACCAAGUGUGGACAUUUCACCGCCAAAAGGAAAAGUUGAAGCUGACUUUGAUGUUGACGGUCCAGAAAUGAAAGGAGGAAAGGUCAAAAUGCCCAAAUUUGAUGUUUCUUUGCCAAAAGUCAAUCUUCCAGAGGGUGGCAUCAAACUGAAAGGUCCAGGGUUCACUGGGGCAAAGAUUGAGAUGCCUAAUUUAGAUAUUAACCUUCCCAAAGGAAAGGUUGAGGGAGGUGUUGAUUUUGACGGUCUGGAUGUCAAAGGAGGAAAGUUCAAAAUGCCCACGUUAGAUGUUUCUUUGCCAAACGUAAAUCUUCCAGAACGUGGGAUUAAACUAAAAGGUCCAGAACUCCAAGGAGGAAAUGUGGACAUACCAUACGUUGAUGUCUCACUCCCUAAAGGAAAAGCAGGAGGUGAUGUAGGAACUGAAGGACAUGUUGGCAAAGGAGGAAAGUUUCAUAUGCCCUCUGUUGAUAUUUCUCUUCCUAAAAUGAAAACAAAAGGUCCUGAGAUAAGCAUUGAAGGUCCUGACAUGAAAGGUGGAAAGGUCUCCAUGCCAAGUGUUGAUGUUUCACUUCCCAAAGUUGAAGGAGACCUGAAUAUUGAAGGUCCUGAUAACAAAGGAGGAAAAUUCCAAAUGCCAACGUUUGAUGUUUCUUUACCAAAAGUUGUUCUUCCAGCAGGUGGUAUUGAACUAAAAGGUCCAGAAAUCAAGAGAGGUUAUGUGGAAAUGCCGGAUGUUGAUGUUUCACUCCCCAAAGGACAAGUUGAAGGAAACUUUGACAUCGAAGGGCCCGACAUCAAAGGAGGGAAGUUCAAAAUGCCAACGUUCGAUGUUUCUUUACCAAAAGUCAAUCUCCCAAAGUUUGAGCCAAGAGUGGAAGGACCAAAUAUCAAAGGAAAAAUUGAAAUGCCAAGUGUGGAUAUUUCACUGCCAAAGGGGAAAGUUGAAGCUGACCUUGAUGUUGAGGGUCCAGAAAUAAAGGGAGGAAAGUUCAAAAUGCCAACAUUUGAUGUUUCUUUGCCAAAAACCAAUCUUCCUGAGGGUGGCAUCAAACUGAAAAGUCCAGGGUUUAGCGGGGCAAAGAUUGAGAUGCCUGAUUUAGAUAUUUCCCUUCCCAAGCAAAGGGUUGGUGUAGGUGUUGAUCUUGGCGGUCCGGAUGUCAAAGGAGGAAAGUUCAAAAUGCCCACGUUAGAUGUUUCUUUACCAAAAGUCAGUCUUCCAGAAGGUGGCAUCAAACUAAAAGGUCCAGACUUUGGUGGAAAGAUGGAAAUGCCAAAUGUUGAUGUUUCACUUCCUAAAGGAAAAGUUGAAGGACACCUGGAUUUUGAAGGUCCUGAUGUCAAAGGCGGAAAGUUCAAAAUGCCCACGUUAGAUGUUUCCUUACCAAAAGUCAAUCUUCCAGAGGCUGGAAUCAAAAUAAAAAGUCCAGAACUCAAAGGAGGAAAUAAGGAAGUACCAGAUGUUGAUGUCUCACUUCCUAAAGGAAAAGCAGGAGGAGAAAUAGGAAUUGAAGGACAUGUUGGCAAAGGAGGAAAGUUCCAUAUGCCCUCUGUUAAUAUUUCUCUUCCUAAAAUAAAAACAAAAGGUUCAGAGAUAAACAUUGAAGGUCCUGACAUGAAAGGUGGAAAAGUCUCCAUGCCAGGUGUUGAUGUUUCCCUUCCAAAAGUUGAAGGAGACCUGGAUAUUGAAGGUCCUGGUAUUAAAGGAGAUACAUUCAAAAUGCCAACAUUUGAUGUUUCUUUGCCAAAAGUCAGUCUUCCAGAGGGUGGCAUCAAACUAAAAGGUCCAGAGUUCAGUGAUGCAAAGAUUGAGAUGCCUGAUUUAGAUAUUUCGCUUCCUAAAGGAAAAGUUGUGACAGGUGUUGAUCUUGAAGGUCCUGAUGUCAAAGGAAGAAAGUUAAAGAUACCAACACUAGAUGUCUCUUUACCAAAAGUCAAUCUCCCAAAAUUGGAUCCCAGUUUGGAAAGAGCAGAUGUUGGCAAAGGAAAAAUGAAUAUGCCAAGUGUGGAUAUUUCACUUCCAAAAGGAAUCGUUGAGGCUGACAUUGAUGUUGAGGGUCCAGAGAUGAAAGGAGGAAAGUUCAAAAUGCCAACAUUUGAUGUUUCUCUGCCAAAGGUCAAUCUUCCACACGGUGGUGUUAAAAUAAGAGGUCCAGACUUUGAAGGAGAAAUGGAAUUGCCAAAUGCUGAUGUAUCACUUCCCAAAGGAAAAGUAGAGGAAGCAAUAGGAAUUGACGGACAUGUUGGCAAAGGAGGAAAGUUCCAUAUGCCCUCGGUUGAUAUUGCACUUCCUAAAAUGAAGACAAAAGGUCCUGAGAUAAUCAUUGGAGGUCCUGACAUGAAAAGUGGAAAUAUCUCCAUGCCAAGUGUUGAUGUUUCCCUUCCCAAAGUUGAAGGAGACCUGCAUGUUAAAAGUCCUGAUGCCAAAGGGAAAAAAGUCAAAAUGCCAACAUUUGAUGUUUCUUUACCAAAAGUCAAUCUUCCAGAGGGUGGUAUCAAACUAAAAGGUCCAGACCUCAAAGGAGGAACAGUGGAAAAAAUGGAUGUUGACGUUUCACUUCCCAAAGGAAAGAUUGAAGGAAACUUUGACAUUGUAGGGCCUGAUGUCAAAGGAGGAAAAUUCAAAAUGCCAACAUUGGAUGUUUCUAUACCAAAAGUCAAUCUCCCAAAGUUUGAUCCCAGUUUGGGAAGACCAGAUAUUGAAAUGCACAGUGUGGAGGUUUCUCUGCCAAAAGCAAAAGUUGAGGCUGACAUUGAUGUUGAGAGUCCAGAGAUGAAGGGAGGAAAGUUCAAAAUGCCAACAUUUGAUGUUUCUUUGCCAAAAGUCAAUCUUCCACACGGUGGUGUUAAAAUAAGAGGUCCAGAUUCUAGAGGAAAGAUUGACAUGCCAGAUGUUGAUGUAUCACUUCCCAAAGGAAAGGCUGAGGGAGAAAUAGUAAUUGAAGGACAUGUUGACAAAGGAGGAAAGUUCCAUAUACCCUCUGUUGAUAUUUCUCUUCCAAAAAAUAAAACAAAAGGUCCUGAAAUAAACAUUGAAGGUCCUGACAUGAAAGGUGGAAAGGUGCCCAUACCAAGUGUUGAUGUUUCUCUUCCCAAAGUUACAGGAGACCUGGAUAUUGAAGGUCCUGAUAUCAAAGGAGGGAAGUUCAAAAUGCCAACAUUUGAUGUUUCUUUACCAAAAGUCAAUCUUCCAGAGGGUGGUAUCAAACUGAAAGGUCCAGACCUUAAAGGAGGAACAAUGGAAAUGCCAGAUGUUGAGGUUUCAAUUCCCAAAGGAAAAGUUGAGGGAAACUUUGGCAUUGACAGUCCUGAUGUCAAAGGAGGAAAAUUAAAAAUGCCCGCAUUGGAUGUUUCUCUCCCAAAAGUCAAUCUCCCAAAAUUAAAUCCCAGUUUAGAAGGACCAGAUUUCAAAAGAAAAUUUGAAAUGCCAAGUGUGAAUAUUUCACUGCCAAAAGGAAAAGUUGAAGCUGACCUGGAUGUUGUGGGUCCAGAAAUGAAAGAAGGAAAGUACAAAAUGCCAACAAUUGAUGUUUCUUUGCCAAAGGUGAAUCUUCCAGAGAGUGGCGUUAAAAUAAGAGGUCCAGACUUUGGCAGAAAGGUUGAAAUACCAGACGCUGAUAUUUCGCUUCUCAAAGGAAAAGCAGAAGGAGAAAUGGUAAUUGAAGGACAUGUUGACAAAGGAGGAAAGUUCCAUAUGCCCUCUGUUGAUAUUUCUCUUCCUAAAAUGAAAACAAAAGGUCCUGAGAUAAACAUUGAAGGUCCUGACAUCAAAGGUGGAAAGGUCUCCAUGCCAAGUGUUGAUGUUUCCCUUCCCAAAAUUAAAUCUCCAGAAGCGGAAGCAGAUAUUCGUCCAGCCACAUUUGACGUAAAAGGUGUGGACAUUAAGACAGGUAACGUAGAAGGUCCAGAUUCAUCUCUUAAACUUCACACAGUUAAAUUGCCAACAGUGGACAUCUCCGCUCCAAAGGUGGAUCUAGACUUUGGCAUCUCCAAACCAAAAGGUGAUGAUGUGGAAGUGGCGCUUCUAAAGGCUGAGGGAAGUCGGCCUUCUUCAGGGGGAAGCUUUGAUUUACCCAGUGUUUCUCUCAAAGUCCCAAGCUUAACUCUUCCCCGAUUUGGUGGGAAAUCCAAGAGUGGAAAGUUGGAUAUAUCAGGGCAAAGCAGCGAGGGGGAUAUUUCUCUCAAUGCACCAUCCAUGGAGUUGAACUUAGACAAAAACAUAAAGGGGAAAAAAAAUAAACUCAAAAAGCCCUCCUGGGGAACAUCCAAAAUAGACGCAGAUGUAUCAGUGUCUUGUCCUGAAUUAGAUGUUAACUUAAAAAAGGGGGCAGUUGACCUUCCUCAAUCAAAUGUUCAACUCCCAGAGGCCGACAUGGAAGGGAAAGGUCGAUUUCACGCACCUGAUGUCACCAUCAAACUACCAAAAUUCUCCAUGCCAGCAUUUGGUUCAAAAGACAUAGAUUUUGGAAAGCCAGGUGGUGACCUUGAAACAAAGGCUAAGGUCAAGGUGCCCUCAGUAGAGCUGUCACUACCAGCCUCCAAAUCACCAGAAACUGAGGUUCUUCUUCCCAAAGCAGAGGUGGAUGUAUCAGACCAUCAUCAUACAAAAAUAAGAUAUGAUCUCAGUCAUGAGAGAGAGGGAGCCAAAUUCAAGAUGCCUGAUGUUGGCAUAUCCUUACCUAAAGGGAAGGCAGGCAAAAUGGCAGGAAGUCAUGCUGGAGCUGAAGUUGAAAGGGGGAAGUUUAGAAUCCCUCACAAAGUCAUUCCUGAUGUGGACGUGUCACUGCCGAAAGUAAAACCUUUAAAGACUGAAGAAUCAGAAGUUGAAAUCAAGGGAAAGUUAAAAAUACCGCCAGUUGAUGUGUCAAAUUUUGAAGUGGACACAGAAGUCAAAUCACCAGAUGUGAACGUUGAUCUGCGUCUUGGUAAAGCCAAACAAGACACGGGCAACAAAGACGAAGCUGAUGUGCAUGUUGAGGGAACAGGUCUGAAACUGAAGAUGCCAAGACUUGAUAUCAAAGCUCCUAAAGGAGGCCUGGAACUGGGUUUAGGACUUGGCAAAGGAGAGGCCUCAACUGAAGCCAGUGGCAAAGUCAAAGGGCCAAAAGUGAAAGGAACUAAGUUUAAUAUUGGAAUGCCAAAAAAGACAAAUGGUGGUGGUGUAAAGAUAUCCCAAAAUGUUGAGCAGGACAACCACAAUAGACACACAGAAGGUCCAAACAUCAAAAUGGAAGGUGUCACGUUACCAAGUGGCUCAGCCAGUGUGGGGAAAGAAGGAGGAAUAGUUUUACCAAAUAUUCCAGACAUAGACUUUGACAUCGGCACAUCACAGGAUGAAGAGGAAGAAAAGAAGAUCAAAAUCCCCAAAUUUGGUGUUCCGUUACCCGCCAUGUCCUCCCCUGAAGGAAGGAUGGAGUUCUGUGGGCCAGAGAUCAGAUACGAGGGCCCCAAAAUCCCUAAAGUGAAGAAAGCGGUUUUUGUUUUAGCAAAUCCACCACGAACAGAGGACGUUACUCGAUCUACAGGUGACACCAAGCUGAAGAUGUCAAAGAUACAAACAAAGUCAAUAGAAACUUCUGUCACACAGGGAGGGACUGUUAGAUUUCCUGAAGUGACAGUGAGUCCUGGAAAAUCAUGGUCAGCUGACGUCGCUCUCAAGGCGGACAAUUCAAGUUCAAGUCCUGACAAGGUAUUUAAAGCGGACACGAGCACAGUGAGCAGCAAGGUCAGACAUCCAAAGGUAGAAUUCACGUCUCCUCACGGCAAGAAGACUGCAGCUGACGCCAACCUGGAAAGAGGAAGCAAAGUUGUUCAACAUUCAUCACCAGGAGAAGUUGAGCAAAACCCUGCAGGAAUGCAGCUAAAACCCCACAAUAUUUCAUUCGAAGGUUUCCACGAGGACUCUCCAAGGGAACUUGUCUCACUCUCUCGGACAGAAAAGCUGGAAAGAGACGGUUCCCGGUCUCCUUCUGGUUAUACUGUGGAGUUCAGCUCAGCAAAGGUCCAAACUUGGAGCAAGACGGACACCGAAGGAGACUCCCAAGAGGGAGAGUCUUCCCCCUGGUUCAAGGCCCCAAAGUUCACCCUGAAGCCACACUCCACAGGCUUCCUCCAGAUCACACCAGAGGGGUCUCCUCAGGCGCAGCGCCGAGGAGAGGUGGGGGGCGAGGCCAACGUCUCAGGGUCCUUCUGCCUGCACACGGCCGACAUGGACGUCACCACCCGGGAAGUGUCCUCCGCCGGGGGAGGAGGGGCCGUCACCACGGUGACCAAGACGUCCAGGAUCACGCGACAAUCCACGCCGGGCGGGACGCGGACGGGCAGCGGAUCGUUGGUGAGCACUCGCCAGCCUUCAGACCUCUGAGAGCAUGAACGUCUUUUUUCAGUAGAGUAAUAUAUAUUUACAUUUUUAUUAUAUUUGUGCCUUUUUGUUACUGCAUCUAAGGGGUGUUAGAAUAGUUGGAGUUAAGAUUUCACACUAAAUGUCAUCAUUUCAUGUCCAUUUACUGCCAGAGGACAAUGUAAAUACAGCAAGCCAUGUAUGGAGCUGACAGUCUUUAUUAGCAUUAGUAGUAUUGUCACAGUUGCUUUUGUUUGUCUUUGCAAUUUGUUUUUUUUAAGCAUUUAGUUUGUCGAUAAUGCUCAAAUAUUGCUUUUUUUUUUCAAAGUGUGGAUCACCGUCAUCAACUGUAAGCUUCUAGCUGCUGUCGGUCAAACAUUUUGUUGAAACUGCUGCUACUCUAGUUCAUAUUUCUAUUUUUCAUGCAUUACCAUUACAACUCCAGCUCUCAGUUCUCAACAUUUGAAAGCUAAAAAUCCAAAUUAUAUAUA